Molecule: messenger RNA, 4419 nt
Organism: Lytechinus pictus (painted urchin)
Lineage: Eukaryota; Metazoa; Echinodermata; Echinoidea; Temnopleuroida; Toxopneustidae
Product: transmembrane protein 121B-like
Exons: 2
Coding region: 1724-2662 (312 amino acids)
Source: RefSeq, a predicted model, not a curated record
GCCAUUUCAUAUCCAAGGUGGGAAGCGGUUCAUCGUUACCUGAGGUGGUCUGGAAUGUACAAGGUUCUUUGCAUGUUGGUCAGAUUAACCAUUCGCUUACAUCAAACAAACAUUCGUUUGAUUGCAUCAUUCCUUCACCAUUUUUUUUUCAUCUGGAACUGGUAGCUUACGAGUCUUCAGCGCAGCGAUAGUCAAUUUUCAGUUGUUGAUGCCCCUGCCCCAUGAACAAAGGAUCGUGAGCUAAAUGGAGUUUUCGUAAAGACAAGUUGCACCAAGUUGAACGAAUUUCCCGCUCUUUAAUCUAUUGGAUGACAAGUUUGGAUUAAACAGAGAGUGAGAUACCUCACAUCUGCAAGUAUAAAGUUGGUAUCUUCCAUCAAAGCGAUCUAUACGCUAGAGGAUUGUAGAGAAAGUAUUUCUGUCGUGUUCAUCUAAUCUCUUUGUAUUUCAAAUAAGGUGUGUUCGCUGAGGUGAAGACACUUCAGAUUAAUUGAUGACGUUAAUGCGAGAGAAAAGGAACAGAAGGAACAGUGAAAUUAUCUGCCCCCAGCAGGCAGCGGAAUCAAUUUCCCGCCAAAUCAUCGCGGGUUGCUUUGCAGACGAUCGCUAUGUGUUAACCCUAGUUGCUGUCAUCGGGGAUUUGGCGCGGCGGAAGACGUGAAAACGAUGUUAGCGGGGAAGCUCAGAAUGGAGAUAAAAUAUUAUGAAUAAGCUCAAACUGUUGAUCCACUUCACACCCUGUAUGUCGACAAAGUGAGCGACUAGUUUGGUGUUGUACGCGGAUCAUUGACCCAUCAACGAUGUAUUGUCGGUGACAUUUACAUGCAUUUUGUGAGAUUUAUAUGAAUGAAAGACGUUGUGAUGAUUCACCUAACUUCCACCAGGAAUAAAUUCCCGUGAUCCUACUCAUCUUGUGCUACCGGGUAUCAUUCCACGUCUUAGCAUUUAAACUGAUAUGAUAAUCCCGCUCAAUCCAGUGAGUAUAAUUAUGGAAUGUUGUGACGACGGAUAGAGCUAAAGAUCACCGAACUCUGACGUCAAUCUCAUACUUACCUCGAUAACUUUAUUAGAACAUUCAAACAAAUGAAUGUUUAUUAUUUUGAUGUCAAUUUGAAAAGACUGGGAUUAUGUGGAACGCAGAGCAUAUAUAUUUCCGUACAAAUGUAGCAGCUUGAACCUGCUGCUUCUCAUACCUUAAUUGCUCAAUGGAAAUGAAAUCAUAUUUUUUCAACUAAGCGCACACCGAAUUCGCAGUUAUCGUCGUUAGAAUGACGCGACGCGUCCUAGUUUCGUCUUGAUCAAAGCAACUUAGUCUUGAAGACAUCUCGGUAUCAAUCAACUAUUUGAAUCUAGUACCUCUGAUUGGAAAUGAAAAACGGAAAUAAUACGAGUUGUGCGAGUGAUCAUAUUUAAAGAAAAAUACAGAACGGAAGAGUGGAGCCCCGUGCUGUCGAUAAACAAAACGAAGUUUGAAUGACAUAUCUAUAUUGAUUCAAACGUGCCAAGACUUUGCCACACUUAAAACUUGGAUGCAGUUGUUGAGUAAUACACCGAAUUUGCUUUUGGAUUGACUAUUGACUAAAUCAACUUAUAUAAAGUGAUAUUUUCAGUUCACAUGGCCUAGUUGCUAAAUAAACACUCUUGUUAUUCGCAGGGAUAAUUUCUGAUUAUCUUGGGUGUGUGUCCUACCUUCGACAACAUUUCUUACAGAACAUUUGACAAUAUGGGAGAAGAGGUGCGCUCGGGGUGCGUUGAUGUCUUCGUAAAGGUCUUGUGUCUCAUUGUUCUCGUGACGCAAAAUGCUCUAAUAGACUAUUAUUUGAUCCGUUUUGGAAACGGGACGGGCUUCCGUCGGGGUUAUAUCUGGAUCAUCUGCGACAGUCUAGUCCUGAUCUUCUGGACCGUCGCCUUUGUGAUGGUCCGGAUCCGUGCCAGGCAACCCUAUCCGGAAAUCCCGAAAAAGGAGCGGCAUUUACCUCAAGAACUUCCCUUCGCUUACUGUUCAUGGCUGGUCUACUCUGGGGUACUCAUCGCAAAGUUGGUCAAGAUCUACAAUAGCAAGGACCACCCACAGAUCUUCUGGUGGUUGUCGUCAUCCGACAUGUUGACGAUUGCCGUAUCGAUGGCGGGUCUCAUCUUCAUGCUCCUUGCCUACAGCCACCAUGAGGACGUCGACAACGCAAGAUACCGUCUUCAGAUACAGAAGUUAGGUACCGUCGUCGGCCUGGCCAUUCUAGACACCACUGACCUCCUUGAUAUGCUGCAUGAAAUCGAGUCAAACGCAACCCUUCCAUUCCAUCUCCGGGCCGCCAUCUUGGCAUUUGGGUGCAUCUGCAUCGUACUUCCGGUCUUUCCGCUCUUCGCGCUUCGUCUUAUUGCUGCCAAACGUAGCGCGCACAAGCGCAACUCGGAAUCAUGGGAACAAGUCUUCUUCCUGAAGAACGUCCUGUUCAUGCUCCUCGUCGAUGUCCCGUACUUUGCGCUUCGAUGUCAUCUUUGGCUCGACUACGGCAUGUCGGCAUCGGUCUUUCUCACCAAGAACAUUAUCAUGUUCUUAAGAGGGACUUUUGAUCUUCUGCAGGAAGUCAAACUAUGUACGCGAGACAAAAAGAAAAAUAGGCCUUUAUUAGAACUUGGAUUGGUCGUUAGGUUCAACAAGUGAAAUGUGGUAUCAUAAUAAUCGUAGACAAACCAUACCAACAUUUCAUUUGUACUUUGAUAACCUUUUUGCGUAUUCAAUUCAGAUGGUUUCCUAGAUGAUUUAAGAGACAGAACUCUAUUGUGCAUCUGACAAAAUCAUCGCAGAUCCAAGUUUUCCUUGGUAUUCAAAUUCGAUAUGAAUGAAGAGUAAUUGUUACAUAAGAAAAUGUAAACAAAUGGAAAAAGGAUGAAUCGUGUCUGAUUGCCUGAUUGCUUGCUGAAAAGAUCGACGAAUAGAUAAGUGAACAUUAACUCAUAAAAUAUAUAUUUGGCUUACAUACAACACGAUCAACGAUUGAGUCUUGUAUUUUCAAUAUUUGGUAUAUUACAGGGAUUACAGACAUUAACAGAAAUCCAUACGUCAAAUUUUGAAUUGUUGUCUUCAAUACGCGUAUUGAAGACAACAAUUCAAAAUUUGACGUAUGGAUUCCCUUCCCUUCUCCCAAAAAUUUGUCUCGAUCAGGAAAGAAGACAACGAAAGAAGGGAAAGAAAAAUGGGUUUAAACAUUAUAUAUCUUUCUGAAUAUAACGUUAAAAUUUAUCCCAAAUAAGAUUAUUGUUUUUUAAAAGGUCAAAAAUUUCGCUCUCUCGCGACUUGUUAGAAAGUUGUCUACAUACGCCGGUCAUAUGUUCGCCCUUCUCAAAAUAUUUGACACAUUGUCAUUAGUACACAUUACGGACCUGUAUACAUCUGUCUGUAAUGGCUAACUUUCUACAGUAACGACCCUUUCAGAUAUGCGUUAAAGCAAACCUUAUUUUAGUCGUAUUCUUUUUAAGCAUUUUGAAAUAUACUUUGUGAAUGUCAUUAAAUCUCUAAGUAGUAGUACUGCUGUACACUGGCGGAUCCGAGGGGGGGGGGGCAAAGCCGGCCCGUGCCCCUCCCUCUUUAAGAGGCACAAUUAAAAUUUGUAAUGUAAAAAUGUCGUUAAAAAGAAGUGUGCCCCCCCCCCUUUGAAAGUGAAGCCUUUUUUUUGCUUGGAUAAUGUGUCCUCCCUUUUGAAAAAUCAUGGAUCCGCCCCUGCUGCUGUAAUUUAUAUCGCAAAAUACUAGUAGGCCACUACAUGCACAGUUCUCGAACAAAGGGGAGAUUGAUAACAAUGGAUUUGUAACAAUAACUUUUUUUCUAUCUUACAUCUAACGGCGAUAAAAAUAUGAGAUCAUUUCAACUUUAUCGAAGAAUGAUCAGAAGACGGCGAGAGAUUAAUCAGAUGCCAUAUUUGUGCUCACCUUGCGGGAGCAAACUUCUCUUUCAUGAUUCCGUUCGAUGAUAAAGUCAUCUGUAUGAUUUGAAUACAAUAGUUCUACCUCAGAUUUCCCUCCAGUUGCCCGAUUUCUUUUCCAAAUUAAUGUAUUUUUGUGGAUGGUCUAUUCGAGUUAAGCGCAAUCACUAUAUCUAUUCAAGUUACACAUUGAUACAAACAUAUAUUGAAGAUAUUACGAAAACGUGUCUGUUUAUUUUAUAGGCUCCAUUCACUAGGCAAAUUAUGCUAUGUAAAUGUUGCCACCAACAUUAGUUGUCACUUAUUGUAAAUGUAAAAAGAUGCAAGACUGACAUUAUAUUGUUUCAUUUGUCAAAGUAUGAUUAUAUAAGUAUAAUAUGGCUACAUGCAAAGGCAUUCCGAUGAAUCUGAUAUGGGAAGAUAUAGAAUCAAAAUGUUUUCUGCAUUCUGUGGCAAUUAAAUAAAUGUGAACACUAAGGAAUAAAAGUAAGAUUUAUAA